CACGCAGAGAACAUCACCGCUUCACUUUGCUCUCUUCGGCUUGUGGUUGGGAACAGCUGCCCCUCUCCUCCGUCAAGAUGAUCAAGAUCGUCGCCAUCCUUGCUCUGGCUGUUGCCGUCCAGGCUGUCCCAGUGAGGUUCAACGCCGCUGGCGACCUCGACACCGCCGCCCAGACCUUCGCCCGUGCCGUCGCUGCCUCUGACGACUCUUUCAGCCAGCCAAUCCCGUACUCCUUCAAGCUCGAAUCUGCCACCGAGGAGGGCACCCACACCCACGAGGAGACCGGUGACGGCAAUGGCCGCGUUUCUGGCAGCUACACCAUGACCCUCGCCGACGGCCGCCAGAGGACCGUCCGUUACACCGCCGACGAGACCGGCUUCCACCCCGAGAUCGUCACCAACGAGCAGGGAACCGAGUCCAACAGCCCAGCCGACGCCUCCAUCACCUCCAGCGCCCUGUCCGGCCCUGACGCCGCCCACGCCGCCGAGCCCGAGCGUCUUCGUCUCCUCGCCUCCGGAGGCUUCAAGUCCAAGGCCUAAACUGGAACUACUAGGACGCUUGCCCUAACCGGAGAACUGGUGGCGUGCGUGACUGGGCCUGCGGCGCAGGUCUGUCAGAGCACUGCCGCCAACACCCUCCCAUAGGCAGCGUAGACGACCACGAAGCGAUGAAAGAAGCGAAAAGGCUAUCUCCCACCCUAUUUAUGUUUACCCGCUUGGCGCCUCAACCAGCGCCAUCGUGCUUACGUGCCUCGUGCAUCAGUGAAGGACUCAUUCAUUUCCAUUCGAACCGGGCGUCGCGCCAGAUGCACCGCGACCAGCUAGGCUUUUGAAGAUGAAAAGUUCCACGUCGCACCCUCCAGUGGGGUGGCGCUGCUGAGGAGGAAAGGUCCCUGGUUACCCGCCAUCCGCGAAAGAAGAAAAACUGCUAUUCUUGUUUGUAAAUGUCCUGAAGCCAGAACAUGGAAUCUUGAUUGUCGUUUGUACGUCCUGUGUUUUCUGUGUCUUGUCCCCGUGGCCUCGUGCAAUCUUUUUUUUUAUUCAGACCACUUCGUUCCUAACAUUUUCUCCUUCUUUACUUCCUCGCCGUGGAAAAGGUUAGCGCACGUUACUACAGGCGCCGCCGCAUACUUAUGUUGCCGUAUCGCUUUCACGCUGUGAUAGGAGAGGCUUCCUAACACCUUCGCAUAGCCUCUUCUCACGUAACGCCAGCUAGCAAGCUGUAGCUUUAAGUAACAAUUACGGGUCGCGUUUUCUACGUAGAGUGUACAAAUACGUGUUCCUUGUACCUAAUUACUUUUCUUUUUCUAACACAUUUUCUUACAACACAGAAGCAUUUCACUACUUGACGGUUGUGGUAAGCCCGUCGAUGUGUGCAAUGGUUCGACGGGGGUAGUCGGCACUAGACACAGCAGCACCUAACUAGUACGUACGCCUUGCUUGUUAAGCGUGUUUUGUCUACGUCACUGUCCAAUGUUCCUCUAACUAUAUAUAGUCUUGUGUGUCCUUGUCAGUUCUGUGUACUGGUUUCACGAAACAUCAAAAUAAAACGCUAAGCAAGCUCUGUAUGAAGCAGCACG
Molecule: messenger RNA, 1579 nt
Organism: Rhipicephalus microplus (southern cattle tick)
Lineage: Eukaryota; Metazoa; Arthropoda; Arachnida; Ixodida; Ixodidae
Product: cuticle protein 10.9
Cellular component (GO): chitin-based extracellular matrix
Molecular function (GO): structural constituent of chitin-based larval cuticle
Source: RefSeq, a predicted model, not a curated record